AUGAUAUGCGCGAAUUGGCGAGUCGUGCGUGUUCUGUGGAAGAAUACCACCAUGAGUGGAGUGAAACGUAAAGCAUGCGUGAGAGAGGAAAUAUCACCAAUCAUCCCAAGCAAACAUGGACGACGUUCUCGUAAUGUUAGGGAAGAAUUGCAUGAUUUGCGACAGUGUGCCGAAUUGGUGGAUGCUUUACGUAGUUACAGGACUGCCGAUAAUCGAAUACUGUGUGAAAGUUUCAUCCGUGCACCAUCUCGCCGCACGGAUCCAAAGUAUUUUGAUGUUGUCACGCAUCCGAUUGAUUUAACAAGAAUUCAGCAGAAAAUUAAAACCGAAGAAUACAGUUCUGUGGAAGAUCUUUCUGCAGAUGUCCGUCUCUUGGUCAAUAAUAAUAAAACUUAUUACAAGGAAGGCAGUCAAGAGUACAAAGAUGCUUGUGAAUUAUGGGAAUUAUUUGAGUCACACAGGAAAGAAAUGCUUGGGAAUGCUUCUGUUGCAAAAAUGGAAGAACACCAAAAGAAUAAAACAGUUGAGGCAAAACGGGACGUGGUGUCAGUUGAUUUACUGGAAGAAAUUAUUGUUUGUACUUUGGAGCUCACGGAUGAAACUGGUCGAUUGCUUAGUCCACCCUUCCGUGUUUUACUAUCUCAAGAAGAAUUCCCUACUUAUUAUGAUCGAAUCAAAAAACCUAUUGAUCUCAAACAAAUAACGAUAAAAAUUCGUUCUGGUGAAUACCGCACUUGGCAACAAUUUGAUGCGGAUUUUCGAUUAAUGUGUAAAAAUGCAAAAGCCUUCAACGAAUUGGGUUCAGUGAUUAGUAAGGAUGCUUCUAUGUUGUUGAAAAAUUAUAUGAAACGUAAGGCAGAAUUAUGUAAUUCCAAACACAAACCGCUGACAAUUAAAAGGAUCAGUGCAAAUAAACAAGUUUUGGAUGAACUUUUAGCCCAAAACGCUACAGUUAAUUCGAGUGAAGAAUAUUCAGAAGAUUCCGAAGAAGACGAAGAUUCGGAACACAGCAGUGAACCAAAAUGGAUAUUGUAUUGGACAAUUCGUAAUGAACCCAAUCCAGUUGAUCCGGAAACUAAUCUGGCAGAUCCAUUUUUGGAAUUACCCAGCAAAAGCUGGUAUCCAGAUUAUUUUGACGAAAUUUCGGACCCAAUGUCUCUUUUUAUGAUAAACAAAAAGCUAAAACGUGAUGAGUAUCAUACACUGGAAGAACUUCUGAAGGAUAUUGUGUUGGUUUUUGAAAAUGCCAAAACCUACAAUGUUGAAGGUUCAGAUAUUUAUGAAGCAGCAGCAAAAUUGGAAAGGUUGGCAAGAUCAAAGACUCGAGCGUUACUAAAAACUAUUAAAGUAAAUGAAGUUGAAGAAAGGAUAUCGGAUAAAAGUGCACAAUCGCCGACUGUCACACGAUCUGUUUGGAAAAAGCUGCGGAAAAUAGAGGGAUCAACAUCUAUGCAAGUUGCAUGUUCAGGCCCAGAGCCGGAAUCAUUUGCUAUUUCAGCAUCGAACGUUGAGGGCUCUGAGUUUAAAAGACGGGGAAGUAGCCGAGGAUGGAGUAAUGAAAUGCAAGCAGUUUUUCGAAAGAAACUGACAAUUUUGUGGAACACUGUUUACGAUCAUAUGGAUGGUAAACGGCGUAUUGCUACUGCUUUUAUGUUUCUACCAUCGAGAAAAGAUUAUCCAGAAUAUUACAGUUAUAUUGAAAAACCGAUUGACUUAACUACGAUCAAGCAUAAAAUUGAAACUGACCAGUACACUUCAAUAAGUGAUUUCAUGAAAGAUAUGGAUUUGCUUGUUCAUAAUGCUUGGGAUUUCAAUGAACCUGGUUCGCAAAUUUAUCGCGAUGCAACAACCCUACAGUCUGUUGUGCGCAAUGCGCUUAGUGGGAUUCCAGGCUUGCCAGUGUCCAACUUCAAGCACUGUAAAAGCAAAGUUGGAUUGUUGAAGUCGAAUUUACCAUCGAAGAGGCAUAAACAACAUGGCAGUGGUGGUGAAAGUAGCAAAUGUAACGAUAUUGAUUUGGAGGGUGACCUUUCUCGUGGCUCAAAUUUGUCGGUAUCAGAGGCCUUUCUUCCACAUAUGCGUCUUUCGGACAACCUUCGUCCUGCUUCACCUUCUUGUAGUGCUAUAUUUACGGACAGGGCGCCUGCAGUAUCACCUAUGAAUUUUACUAAAACGGGCCGUGGUACUCCGCGAAGAAUGCUUGGACCCACUUCUGAAUUGGAGUUUGAUAAGAUCAAAUUGUACGAAUUGUACAAUCUCAUAAGGAAUUACAAAGAUGAACGCGGGCGUGAACUGUCACUUCCAUUUUUACAGUUGCCAUCGAAAUUUGAUUAUCCGGAUUAUUAUGAUGUAAUCCGUAGACCAAUUGAUCUUACAAAAAUCCGGAAUCGAAUCACAUCAAAUUACUACGAUUCAACCGAUGCUUUAAUUAGUGAUUUCAAUUUAAUGUUCGAUAACGCUUGCCGUUACAAUGAACCGGAGAGUAUGAUUUAUAAGGAUGCACUUUCACUGCAAAAAUUAAUUCUGUUGAAAAGGCGCGAUUUAUGCAAAAAUACCGCAUCAGCAAUAAAUGUACAGUCGGAAGUUCAAGCUCUUCUUGCCUCAAUUCUUAUUUCAGUUAAUAAUCAUCAGGACUCUGAUGGCCGGUGCUUCUCGGAUUCGUUGGCUGAUUUACCGGGGAUGUUACGAAGAAAAGGAAUAGAUUCAGUGAAUAUUCCAUUCUCCAUUGAUGAAAUGAAAAGAAGUGUAGAUAAGGGUCGUUAUCGUCGAUUAGAUAAGUUUCAAGACGACCUCUUUUUUUUAUUCAAUGCAGCAAUGGAUCAUGCUCAUUCCGAUUCUCAAGUUUUCGAAGAUACAGUUGAACUUUGGAUGUAUUAUUUGAAAACGCGUGAUGAUUUGACACGCACUACGUUACUCUCUCCUGCCCGUUGGUAUACUGAGAAGAUGCUCCUUACGCAUGUAGAUAAUAUUCGGAAACGUAAAUUAAUGGAAGAAGCGAAAGAUGAUGAGGAAAAUAAAAAAUCUGAGACAUUGGGACCAAAAGCGGAUGGUGAUAUUGACCUAGGUUCAACUGGACAAGGUGGAAUCAUUUAUCGGGUAAAUGAUUAUGCAUAUGUAGCACCAAGUGAAGAAACAGUGUCGCAGCGGCAUAUUAUGAGGAUUGAACGAUUAUAUCGUGAUAGCGACGGACAAACAUUUGCACGUGGCACGUGGUGCUAUCGGCCGGAAGAGACCUUUCAUUUAGCUACUCGAAAAUUUUGUGAAAAUGAAGUAUUUCUUACGUCCUACUAUGAUACCGUGACGGUGGAUCGCCUCAUAGGAAAAUGUCAUGUUAUGCCAGUUCGACAGUUUAUGAGGCAAAAACCAAAAGGCUUUGAAGAUAGCGAUAUAUAUGUUUGUGAAUGUCGUUAUAUGGGUCGACAGCUGCAUUUUAAGAAAUUGAAACAUUGGCCAUACCGUCCGGAAGACGAGAAAGUGGAAUAUGUGAAACGCGAGAAACCUUUAACAGUGUUGAAACGCGUCACAUCAGUGUUUGCAAGCAGAAAAACAUUUCAAACUCAUCCGGGCGCGUUGAUUGGCGUAAACGACGACGAAUCCGUUGAUUCAACUUCAUCUUUGGAAGACGAUCGUUUGAAAAAAUUACCAGCAGUAUUGGAAAAGCAAAGAGUGGAAGUUAUAUGUAGUGACGCGCCAGAAGGUAUCAAUAAAUCGAUGGUCUUUUAUGAACAAAUGCAGUAUAACGAUCGUUGGUAUCAGCUAGGAGAUUUCGUUUACGUAUAUAAUCCACUGAAAAAUCGAAAUGCAAUAUUACGAGUUGAUAAACUGUGGAGAACAGUUGAGGGUGAUGGGUUUUUCUCUGGGCCGUAUUUCGCACGUCCUCGUGAAAUUAAGCACGAACCAGCACGGAUGUUUUAUAAGCAAGAAGUUUUUGCCGUUGAUCAGCCGGAUAUUACUAUCCCAUUGGAAAAUGUUCAAGGAUUUUGCACAGUCAUGACAGUCAAAGAAUACACCAAAGGGCGACCAACUGAAAUUGAUGAAUCUGAUAUAUACGUUGUGGAAAGCAAAGUACGAGGUUACGAAGAUGGUGGGAAACGGUGCAGUUUAACAGGUUAUAAACCGUCGCAUUAUAUGUCGAGAAAUGUUUCGCAAAACGAUGCAAAUGACUGUACGGUAUUACCAAUAAAUGAGCAAAAGACAAAAGAUGAUGUGGACCAAUUAUUAUCGAGCGAAGUAACGAAGACAGAAGAUUUCCACUCGAAUGUUCCAUCUACUUCAAAAGGUAUUGUCGAACAGGCUGGUACAGUGACGAAACUAGGAACUAUAUCGACAUCGUUUUCGAGUAUCUCGGUAGAUGAUGAUAGCAGUAGUGGGUCGAAUCAAGUUGCAGGCACCAUACGUAACUUACCUACUAUCGAUCAAGAGGAACCAAUGAAUGAUGCGUAUGCCAAGAAGCUGAAACACUCCCUGAAGACUUACAACUUAUCAUCGGAAGUCCUGGAACCGGAAAUUUAUUAUUUCAAAACUCCAAUCACUAUGGAAAAGGAGAUGUCACCUUUAUUAAUGCAUGCUGCAAAUUCUUCGGUGCCAAUGGAGCCGUUGGAUGAUAUGGAUGAAACAGCUUCGGAAUCAAAUGACGGCACAGAACAUACAUCUGCAACUACUGCUACUCCUGGGAAGGAAUUGGUGACGUGGUUAGCAGCACAGCCAAAACUUAAUGCGCGAUCCAAAAGUGGUUAUAUCUUGUUUUCGGCUGAAGUCCGAAAAAAGGUGAUGCAAGAAAAUCCGGAUGCUGGUUUUGGUGAAGUUAGCAAAAUUGUAGGCAUUGAGUGGAAGAAACUGUCAGAAGAACAGAAAAAACAGUAUGAAAUCAGAGCAGAAUAUAUUGCAAAUGAAAGGGCGAAGCAAGAAGCCCGUGAGCCUCCUCAUAUGCGAAUUUUGCCUGGGCAAAUUCGAGUAUAUAUGUGCAAGUGGCAGACGUGUGACUUCCAGUAUGAUAAUCCAGAAGAAUUAUAUGACCACGUAAAAACAAUCCAUACUUCCCAGAUUGUUGUUGAUGGUGAAAAUCAAUUUGUAUGUCUAUGGACAUCAUGUUUAAAAUACAGGAAAGAUGGAAAACCAUUCCCUUCUCUUCCACGUCUUCAUCGACAUAUUAAGGAGAAGCAUUUGGCAACAUCAGCGAAAUCAAUAUAUCCAAACCAGAGGAGCAAGAAUUAUAUACCGACUUAUGUGCCUGGUUCGUCUGCCUCAUCAGUUACUCCUGGAACGACAACAUUCGUAGCCGUUCAGCAACCAGCAAACGGAUCACAACAAGUUCAUCAAACUUAUACAAUUCAACAAGCGCCAUUAACCUAUGUUACUCAGGCAGUAGUUUCAACUCAUCAAAUUGUUGCAAAUGGAUAUGUGAAUGGUACAGCAGUAGCUGUAGCACCAACGGCUUAUUUGGCAGCUACACCAACCGUUGUUCAUACUAGUUCCCCACAUGGUUAUCAUCCAUAUCAACAAGUACGGCAGGUGACAACGUCAUCGACUGCCCAACCAAUUGCUGUGGCAGCACAGAACUACACAGCAGUACCACUGCAAACAGUGAGCUAUACGGCUCCAUCUACCUCACAACAGCCAUCUCCUGUUAUAACCGAUCCAGGUCGAACUAUUGUUCAAGCUCCGAAACCAGCACAACCUAUAUUUGUUGCUCCGCCGAAUACCGUACAAAUCAAGAGAGUUAUGCAUUCCGAAGUUUACCUAAAAUACAUAGAAUCUUUAUCAAGCAGCCAGCAGAAAACUGUAAGUAAAUAUAGCAGGAGUUUAUUAGCUAACCAAAGGAAUACAACGCCGUCACAGAAGAUUUCGACAACGCAAUGGCUGAAAGAAGCUAAAGACAAUGGUGUCAGGGAUGAAGAAGUGGUGAAAGCAUUAUGGCGGCUUCGGGAUGCUUUAUUAGAAAGUACGGUGAAUAUAGCACGAGAAAUGGAUUGUGCUGGUCCACUAUAA
Molecule: messenger RNA, 5988 nt
Organism: Brugia malayi
Lineage: Eukaryota; Metazoa; Nematoda; Chromadorea; Rhabditida; Onchocercidae
Product: polybromodomain protein, identical
Exons: 40
Coding region: 1-5988 (1995 amino acids)
Biological process (GO): chromatin remodeling
Cellular component (GO): RSC-type complex
Molecular function (GO): protein binding; chromatin binding
Source: RefSeq, a predicted model, not a curated record